CACUAAUGUCCCCUUCUCCCUUUAUCAUCAAACCCAAAAAAUACGAAUCCUUUUCCUUCUAUUACUCUUAACACAUCACAGACAAUCCUCAGACCACCAAAGACCAUCUCUCCACCAUGGCCAUGGCAACCCAAGCCUCCCUCUUUACCCCCGCCCUCAAGUCGGGCGACCGCGUCUCCGUCCCGUGGAAGCAGUCUUCGUCUAUGGCCCUCAGCGGCUCGAAGACCCUCAAGUUCUCUAGAACGUCCAUAAGGGCAGCUGCUGCCGAGGGGGCCGAGGCACCAACCAAGGAGGCACCGGUUGGGUUCACUCCACCAGAGUUGGACCCCAGCACGCCGUCCCCGAUCUUCGGGGGCAGCACCGGAGGCCUUCUCCGUAAGGCUCAGGUGGAGGAGUUCUACGUGAUCACAUGGGACUCGCCCAAGGAGCAGAUCUUCGAGAUGCCCACGGGUGGGGCAGCCAUCAUGAGGCAGGGCCCUAACUUGCUUAAGCUCGCAAGGAAGGAGCAGUGCCUGGCCCUUGGAACCCGGCUCCGCUCCAAGUACAAGAUCAAGUACCAGUUCUACCGGGUGUUCCCAAACGGCGAGGUACAGUAUCUCCACCCUAAGGACGGUAUCUACCCCGAGAAGGUGAACCCAGGACGCCAAGGAGUCGGCCUGAACAUGAGGUCCAUCGGGAAGAACGUCAACCCUAUCGAGGUCAAGUUCACCGGCAAGCAAGUCUAUGACUUAUGAGGUGUGAAGGGGAAGGGCAAACCUGUGGUCCGAGGAUUUGUGUACCUUUUGUGAUUAUAUUGUGAACUCCAUGUACUUAAAUUAAAUGACUUCUUCAACAAUAUUUUGGAAGAGAAUCCGUUCAUAAAUUUAGCUAGAACUCGUGAUGGUUCUAAAUCAGAAGAGUCGCCCUACUGAUGAGGAUGUUCAUGAUCUGAUUCGUGGGCAUAUUUCCAAGAACUCAUGCAUCUCGAUCUUUUAAGAUGAACAAUUACUGUCGAUCGCAAGAUGUAGCUUUUCAGCUGGCUCUUCUUAGUAUUGAUUUGGAGCUA
Punica granatum (pomegranate) is the source of this 1045-nucleotide messenger RNA. The record is from RefSeq and is a predicted model, not a curated record. NCBI's taxonomy places the organism in Eukaryota, Viridiplantae, Streptophyta, Magnoliopsida, Myrtales, Lythraceae.